AUGCUGUGCAGAUCCAACUUCCAUGGGCUGGGAUCCGUCCAUGGCCCCUGGGUGCAGAGACGGAGGCCGCCCGGUGGCCCUGCGGCAGGAUGGCACCUGCCCGGGGCGUCAGCGGCCCUGGCUGCGGGCGGGUGCCUCCUGCGCCGUGCUGACCGUGCUGACCGCGGGAAGCGCCGGGCGGUGCCGCUGGCGGAACUGCUGGGGCCGGAACUGGCGGCUGAUUGGUCAGGAUCGCUGGAGGUUGAAGGGAUGCAAGUGGUAGCGGCAGAUCUUAUGGAUUUGGAGCGCUGUAUGGGACUCGUGGCGCCCGUUUUCAAUGUGAAGAUGGAUGACCCUGGCGAAGUCGAGAGCGUGAAAAAGGGCAUCGCGGGUCGCCUGGGCGCCCGGCGCAGCUUGGUGGGCCGCGACGCGGCCUCGCCCCGUCCGCGGCUGGCGCGGCCGGCGCCGCAUGGCUCCACGGAGCGGCCGGAGCUGGGGCUGGUGAUCGCCCUGCAACGAAACGCCGACUUCGUGGCGCUGGUGGAUCUGUCGUUGUGGCCGGAUGAUGGCAGAGUGAGGGCACCAGGGGCGACCAGCAAACCUGGGGUGCCAUGUAAGCCGUACAUUUUGAAUCUCUGUGUGGAGCCGGAUUUUCGACGUCAGGGGCUGGCCAGGCGUUUGAUGAAGGUCAGUGAACGGCUGAUUCGAGAUGUUUGGGGCGAUACGGAGAUCUAUCUGCAUGUGGAGGAUGAUCAGGUGGCGGCCAACUAUUUGUACGAGAAGAUUGGAUAUGUGCCAUUGAAGUAUACGUACGACAAAGAAUGUCCUUACACCAAGGCAGAAGCCAAAGUUCUUCGCACCGUGACCUGGCGACGAAAAUUCCUGGAUGCUGCCGCUGAGGGAAGCCCUGCGCGAUCUGGCACCCUUUUGCCCGAGGCGCUGGAAAAAGACGAACCUGUGGAGAGCUUGGAUGAUGAUGAAGAUGAGGAAGACGAAGAUGAAGAUGAGGAAGAAGAGGAAGACGAGGAAGAGGUGAUUGGUGCGAUUCUGCUGUGGGUCCUCACCAUUGUUUGCGUGGUGAUCACCACAGGCAGUGUUGUGGCGGUGAAGGAGUGCAGGGACUACUGCGGUCUUGGCUGUGUGGCCCACGGUUUUCCAGUUGCCUGUGAUGGCAAGGCUGAGGGGUGUUUCGUUGACUGCGACCGGGGCUUUGAGGAAUUUGACAAGGAGGAGGAGCUGGGGAUGGUCGGUGGCGAUAGGGAGAAAUUGGGGAUCAGCAACAGAAAGGAGUGUAUCGCGAGUGAAAAGUGCGAGGACGCUGCCAAAGACGAGCAGCGGAUCGCAGAGGCCUGUGAGAAGCAACAGGCCUGCGAUGAGAAAGGCUUCCUGGGCACUGGCCCUCGAUUCGUCUUGAUGCUGGCCAUUGUUUCCAUUUUGCCUGUGGCAUCGACCCUCUGCAUGGGCUUAUACAAGGAGGCCUUUCGCUGGGACGACUCGGUGUGGGAGAAGCUGAAUUUCUACGACGGUUUCGGCAGAGUGGUGCUGGUUAUAGGCGCCUGCCUGACCAUCUAUGUGUCUUACCUACUACUGGAGACUUACAUCAAUGGCAGACGGAAGGGAGCCGGGUUCAUUGGUGCAGUGGUGAGUCUCUUCGCGUUGAUGGUGAACUGUGGGGCAUGCUUCCUACUGGCGCUAGCGAGGUGCAACAGUUUGAAAGAGAAUGGAAGUUGCUGGGAGAUUGUUGACUUGAUCCUGGUUUGUUGCAAAUUCGGUUGCUUUAUAAGUCUCUUGCACCAACACUUCGGCUUCAAGUUGUUGAAGGGGCUGGUAGAACGGACUCCAGUGAGCAUCUCCCUUGUCACAGGUGGUGUAUGUCCAAAAAUGGCUAUUCUCGAUUGGCGCGAUGAACACAGUGUCUUCAACAUCUUCAACACAGGGUUGUGGAUGCAAAGCAUGACGUUUCUGAUAAGAGCCGGAUGA
This is a messenger RNA of Cladocopium goreaui, 1959 nucleotides long. NCBI's taxonomy places the organism in Eukaryota, Dinophyceae, Suessiales, Symbiodiniaceae. The record is from the annotation of a GenBank genome assembly.